Molecule: messenger RNA, 1181 nt
Organism: Bolinopsis microptera
Lineage: Eukaryota; Metazoa; Ctenophora; Tentaculata; Lobata; Bolinopsidae
Exons: 5
Coding region: 5-589 (194 amino acids)
Source: RefSeq, a predicted model, not a curated record
CAGUAUGAGCAAUGAAGAAGUCACUGUUUCUAUAGAAUCUCCAGCCAAAUCGUCAGCAAUUUUAGAAGAUACAGUUAUUGAAAACAAAUGUGUAGAAAAUAAAUUAGUGAUCAACGUUCAACCUGUAUCAGAUUCCACUGUGUGCGAAGACACUGACACAGCAGAGGGAGAAAAACGCAAACAAAUAGAGAAUUAUAAACAUAAGAAAGCUACUGUAGGAGGAGAUAAGGUUGAUACUCCCUCAAGAAGCAAGCAUGUCCCUCACACUUUUCUUACUAUGCCUGAUGGAAAGAAGAUAAUGUUCUCCCUUCCCACAAAGACAAGCAACACUAAAAACACUGGCAGCUACGGGGAACGAUUAAAACACACCAGCACAACUGCAGAAAAGAAGAACACAACCCAAGGACACGGCUUCACACAACGAGGGAUAAAAUACAUUGCACUCAGUCUUAUCUGCUGUAUUAUCGGGAUACUCUUUUAUCUGCUAGCUGCUGACGCUGAUAACACUGCACGGUUACUUGUGUUGCUGAUAGGGGCCGGGUUGGGAGUCUUCUUCUUUCUGUGUGCUAAUGAUUACGUUUGUAGGUAGUGAGGGUGUCACGUGGCAUGUCACGUGUUCGUGAUCAGACACUGUUAAUUAAAGAUGAAGUAUAUGGUGAAGAUAGGCUGUGUUAAUUAUGCUGACUGAUUGUGUAGUGUGUAAAUAAUAAAUUAAAUGAUGAUCAGAUGAUAAUAAAGUAAAUAAACUUCAUAUAUCACAACUUUCUCCCUUAACAGUUAAUACUUUAAUAGCCGAUCGGCGAUCGGCAUUGUACAUAUUUGUCGAGCAAGAUCAUCUUAUAUACUCCUGGUUAAAUAAGUGGCUGGUAUUGGAGAUUUGUCAGAUAUGUGGGGUUGCUUUUAUCUUUAAUCAUCGUGUUGUGAAUAAUGCUGUUACCAUGGCAACUGAUAGUAACCAUGGCAACUGUUUUUCAGUAAUAUUCUGGGUUCUUUUCUCUGUUCGAAUAAAAAAGAAUCUUCAUUCAUUUUAAAACUUAAUAACUAAUAUUUAAAAUUAAUCAUUGAUUAAUUAAAUAAAACAGAUGCUGUUACCAGGCCAGUAUUGAAAAAGUGACCGCUAUCUCCAUUAGUGUUAUACCUGUAUUCGCAUGAUAGCAGUUAGGGUCGUUCACAUAUUACGU